AGUUGUACUAUGGCUGAACCGUCUACUCAAGCACCAGAGGUGGCCACACCGACGGCUGAGCCUCCUAAGGACGAGGUUCAUUUCGCGCAUCGUGCGAAGAAGUUAGUGCUGGAUGCUGGUGCUAUCAUCAAACUACAGCGAGCUGACAACUUCGCUAAAGAGCUCUACACUACCCCGCGGAUCCUGGGGGAGAUCCGUGACAGACAGGCCCGUCAGCAUCUGGCCAACUUGCCAGCCCAGCUCAAGGUCCGAAGUCCGGACACAGAGUCCAUGAAGAGCGUCCAAGACUUUGCUAGGAAGACGGGCGACUUUGGAUUCCUCUCUGUCAACGAUAUGGAGGUCAUGGCCCUGGCUGUGAUGCUGUAUGGAGAGAGCGGUUGUGAUAAGGAGCUCUGUAAGGCCCCGUCCAUGGCGAGGUUCGAGGAUGGUGGUGACAAGGGGCGGAAGGCGUUCAGCUGGCGUCCUGAGGGAGAACAGGAAAAGUCUAGAGGCAACACCAUGCUGGAUACCACAGAGAGUACCGCAGCUCCUGUCACUGAAGCGUCGGUCGAGGGUGAUGUGCAGAAAGAUGAGGCUAAUGACGAUGAUGAGGAGGAGGAGGAGGAAGGGGGAUGGAUCACGGCUACCAAUUUCAAGAAGUACGCUCGUGACAACCAUGAGUCGGCCACUAAGGAUGGCGAGGAGGAGACCAUAUCGGAGGUCUCUAUCAUGUCGGCUGAUUACAGUGUGCAGAACGUUAUGAUGCAGAUGGGCGUCGAUGUCCUGUCCUUCGGUGGAUUCAUGAUCCGUUCAGUAAAGCUAUGGGCUCUACUUUGUACUGCAUGCCAUACUGUUACUAGAGAUACCUCCAAGGUUUUCUGCAGUAAGUGUGGUAACGACACGGUGUAUCGAGUGCCUGUCUAUGUUGACUCGGAAACACGAGAGCUAACAGUAACUAGGAGUCGUAGAUGGGAGAAGAUGACGUCAAAGAGGAACAAAGGAUCGAUUUGGUCUAUCCCGAAGAAUCGUGGAGGCCGCCAGAGCAACCCUCUGAUCCUUGCGGAGGAUGAGCUCCUCAUGUCCGGCCGAGACAAGGAGUAUCGACGCAAAUGCAACCAGUUCGAGAAGGAGCGACAGCUGCAUAACCCCUUUGCCUCGGACUCCCUCUAUCAGGCUGAUCCCCUUAUGGGCUGGUGCGCUAGGAGUACCAACUCUAGGGGCAAUGCCUUGCUGGGAGACUCCUCCAGCGCUCCGAGGGUGGAGGCAGGUUAUGGUCGCCGAAACCCCAAUCGAGGCAACUUCAAGCAUACCAAGGGGAAGCGGAAAUGA
Messenger RNA from Perkinsus marinus ATCC 50983, 1308 nucleotides. Its product is annotated as RNA-binding protein NOB1, putative. The transcript is spliced from 9 exons. Gene Ontology annotation, molecular function: RNA endonuclease activity. Gene Ontology annotation, biological process: ribosomal small subunit biogenesis; maturation of SSU-rRNA. Bases 10 to 1308 code for a protein of 432 amino acids. The record is from RefSeq and is a predicted model, not a curated record. Lineage: Eukaryota; Perkinsozoa; Perkinsida; Perkinsidae. Gene Ontology annotation, cellular component: preribosome, small subunit precursor.